AAAGUACUAUAACAAUAUUUAAUAUUGGUUUAGAUUGUAAGUUUUCCACUCUCCCCAUUAAUUAUCACCAUUUAAUUAAAUUACUAUCACAAUAUUUAAUAUUGGUUUAGAUUGUAAGUUUUCCACAAGCGGUUGUCUCGUGUGUUUUAUUCCAAUUAAUUAAUUAAAGAAGUACAAAAAUUCGAUUAUAAAUAGAGAAGAGAAUUAGCUAGGCACCCAGUGCAAAAGUGAGCAAGUACUCAAGUCGUCACACUUGCUAAUCACUGAUGGAGAGGCAGUCGAUGGUUCGUAAGUCAGCUGAAUAUCACCCUACUGUUUGGGGUGACUAUUUCAUCCGGAACUACUCUUGUUUGCCCAUCGAAGAAGAAAAGGAGUACAUGAUAAAGAGGGUGGAAGAGUUAAAAGAUGGAGUGAGAAACCUAUUCGAAGAAACACAUGACGGAUUGCAAAUUAUGAUUUUGGUUGAUUCGAUUCAACUUCUUGGAUUGGAUUAUCAUUUUGAUAAAGAAAUAACUGCGGCACUAAGAUUGAUUUACGAAGCUGAUGUUGAGAAUUACGGGCUUUAUGAAGUUUCUCUUCGAUUUAGAUUGCUUAGGCAACAUGGAUAUACUUCGUCUCCAGAUGUUUUUAACAAGUUCAAAGAUGAUAAAGGAAGAUUUCUGUCGGCCUUGAAUGGAGAUGCAAAGGGACUACUAGGCUUAUACAACGCGGCUUAUCUCGGAACACAUGAAGAGACGAUUCUCGACGAAGCUAUUUCUUUUACAAAGUGUCAACUUGAAUCUUUGUUGGGUGAACUUGAGCAGCCUUUAGCAUCAGAGGUGUCUCUUUCCCUUGAAACGCCACUAUGUCGAAGAAUUAGAAGGCUCUUGGCGAGAAAAUAUAUACCCAUUUAUCAAGAGAAUGUGAUGCGAAAUGAUACUCUAUUAGAACUUGCGAAGUUGGAUUUCAAUCUACUACAAUCCCUUCAUAAAGAGGAAGUGAAGAAAAUUUCAAUAUGGUGGAAUGAUUUAGCACUGGUUAGGUCUCUAAAAUUUGCUCGUGAUCGAGUGGUGGAAUGUUAUUAUUGGAUAGUUGCGGUGUAUUUUGAACCUCAAUACUCUCGUGCACGAUUAAUUACUUCCAAGGUUAUUUCCCUUAUGUCAAUUAUGGAUGACAUCUAUGAUAACUACAGCACAUUGGGAGAGAGUCGACUGUUAACCGAGGCAAUUGAAAGGUGGGAACCUCAAGCUGUUGAUCAGUUACCAGAAUACUUGAAAGAUUUUUAUCUCAAACUACUAAAGACUUGCAAAGAUUUUGAAGACGAAUUGGAAGCCCAUGAGAAAUAUCGCAUACCAUAUCUUCAAGAGGCAAUAAAAGUUCUAUCAAGAUCUUAUUUCCAUGAAGCAAAAUGGGGUGCGGAAGGAUAUGUGCCAUCACUCGAGGAGCAUCUGCGUGUUUCAUUGAAAUCGACCGGGUAUCCUACUGUUACAUGUGCCUCUUUCGUAGGUCUAGGAGAAGAUGCAACAAAAGAAGCAUUUGAAUGGGUUGCUAGUUUCCCCAAGAUCCUUAAAUCAUGCACUAUAAUUACUAGACUUAUGGAUGAUAUAACUUCACACGAGCUGGAGCAAGAAAGAGAUCAUGUCGCUUCAACAGUUGAGAGUUACAUGAAAGAAUAUGGUACGAAUGCAAAAGUGGCACGCGAGAAGUUGCAAGUGAUGGUGGAGCAAGGAUGGAAGGAUUUGAACAAGGAAUGCCUCGGUACGACACCGGUAGCUCGAUCUUUAAUUGAAAUAAUACUGAAUCUUUCACGAGCCAUGGAAGAUAUAUACAAGUACGAGGAUACCUAUACCAAUUCCAACACUAGGAUGAAAGAUAAUGUCUCUCUUAUAUUGGUUGAAUCCUUUCCUAUUUGAGAGCAUUGACCACUCUUCUAUAAAUAAAUCACAGUAAGAAGAGUAUGUCUUAUCAGGGCAAUGCCCUAAUAUGUGAUUUGAGAAAAAUAAAU
Zingiber officinale is the source of this 1984-nucleotide messenger RNA. Its product is annotated as alpha-humulene synthase-like. The coding region runs from base 267 to 1892 and encodes 541 amino acids. Gene Ontology annotation, biological process: diterpenoid biosynthetic process. Gene Ontology annotation, molecular function: magnesium ion binding; terpene synthase activity. The record is from RefSeq and is a predicted model, not a curated record. Lineage: Eukaryota; Viridiplantae; Streptophyta; Magnoliopsida; Zingiberales; Zingiberaceae. The transcript has 7 exons.